AUGGUAGAAGAAUCGAAGCAUAACAGAAAUCCAUGGAUGAACACAGCAGAUCAACCAUCUAGAAUGGUUGAUAUUGAUAAAAGUGUCACAUUGAUGUCUGAAUCAAUGGUGAUCAUGGAUGGAGUUGAAGCUGCUCAUCCUAAGCAGGUUCAGUCUCACAAUUUGAACACCGCCUCUGAUGGAAAAUUGGGCUUGCCUGAGCGUGCCUUUUCAGCUGCUGGUGCUGCAUUUCUCUCAGCCAUUCUCGUUAAUCCACUUGAUGUUGUCAAGACGAGGUUGCAAGCACAGGCUGCUGGAGUUGCUUACUCUCAUCCAUUGAGUAAUCUUACAAGUCGCAUGGCCUUUUUCGGACCGAAUAUGAUGUUUGCAGAUCUAAGAUGUUCUCCAUCAUGCACCCGUGCUGGCGUUCAUGGUACUGUAUCAAUUUGCCCUCCUGAUUGUUUCCAGUACAAAGGAACGUUGGAUGUCUUCUAUAAAAUUAUUCGACAGGAAGGUAUUUCUAGGCUGUGGAGAGGCACAAAUGCUGGAUUAGCUCUUGCUGUACCCACUGUGGGCAUCUACUUGCCGUGCUAUGACAUUUUCCGCAACCAGUUAGAGGAAUUCACUGCACAAAAUGCUCCAAGCUUGACACCAUACACUCCAUUGAUGGCAGGCUCAUUGGCUCGAUCUUUAGCUUGCACCAGUUGCUACCCCGUUGAACUUGCCAAAACACGUAUGCAGGCAUUCAAGGAUUGUGGCAAGAAGCCUCCUGGAGUAUGGAAGACUUUAAUUGAGGUGAUCUACCAGGUCAAGAGCACGACUAGCUUCACUAACAGCUUGCAAAAUUACCGUGUCUUGUGGACUGGCCUUGGGGCACAGCUUGCUCGUGAUGUUCCUUUCUCUGCAAUUUGUUGGUCAACUCUUGAGCCAGUAAGGAGGAAGCUUCUGGGUCACGUGGGAGAUGAAGCUAAUGCAGCUAGUGUACUUGGGGCAAAUUUCUCUGCUGGUUUUGUUGCUGGGAGCCUUGCUGCUGCUGCUACAUGUCCGCUUGACGUUGCAAAGACUCGAAGGCAAAUUGAGGUUUUCCCUUGA
Molecule: messenger RNA, 1071 nt
Organism: Fraxinus pennsylvanica
Lineage: Eukaryota; Viridiplantae; Streptophyta; Magnoliopsida; Lamiales; Oleaceae
Source: the annotation of a GenBank genome assembly